AUGGACUUUGAGGGCAAUUGUAUAAUGAAGUUAUCGACCCAUAGAGACGGCCAGACCUAUACAUACGAUCACUGCACUAAUUGUGUUUGUAAUGCCACAACAAAUAUUUGUCAGAGGAAGGUAUGUCCACCGCUCACUUGUUCGCUGACCAAUCAAAUCACUGAACUCGGAGAGUGUUGUCCAAAAUGUGUGGAAACACAAGAAACAGUCACCACCUGUUCCUAUAAAGGCAAAGAAUAUAAGUCGGGUGACAACUGGAAACAUAACAACUGUCACAAGUGUUCGUGUCUUAACGGACAGAUCAGGUGUAAGGCCGAGACGUGUGCCAAAGGACUCAUUUGUCCGAAUCGAUACAAACUAACCCGUCUUACAGGCGAUUGUUGUCAUACAUGUGUCGAGCGUGUGAUGUCCAGAGAGCCGGUCGGUGUGUCUGAUGGAUGGAUGAGUGCAUAUGUCAUGAGAAGUGAUAUGAAUUAA
This is a messenger RNA of Medioppia subpectinata, 477 nucleotides long. NCBI's taxonomy places the organism in Eukaryota, Metazoa, Arthropoda, Arachnida, Sarcoptiformes, Oppiidae. The record is from the annotation of a GenBank genome assembly.